AUGGAGCCGAUAGAUGUAGCUUCUGGUGCCACCAAAGACAAGCCAUUGAUCACAAUUAAUCUGCAUAGCCAGGGAAACUCACCACAAAUUUUAAAAAACUCACCACAAAUUUCAACAAACUCACCACAAAUUUCAACAAACUUGACACAAAUUUCCGCAAACUCACCACAAAUUUCAACAGACUCACCACAAAUUUCAACAAACUCACCACAAAUUUCAACAAACUUGACACAAAUUUCCACAAACUCACCACAAGUCUCAACAAACUCACCACAAAUUUGA
Molecule: messenger RNA, 282 nt
Organism: Chironomus riparius
Lineage: Eukaryota; Metazoa; Arthropoda; Insecta; Diptera; Chironomidae
Source: the annotation of a GenBank genome assembly